AUGAGCGGAUCAGUCUUGGGUGUGGCAUUUCCUGAGCCAGUGGGCCUAAUUCCCACGAUUGACCAGAGUGAGGCAUGGAGCCAGCUUCGAGCUCCUCUGGUAGAGCUCCCGGAGCCUGAGGUUGACGAACUUGAAAAAGCGUUUAAAGAGUCUCUCGGCAAGGAAGCAGAUGAUGAUAAUAUGAGUGACGAAGAAGACGAUCCCACGCUCGCUAAUGCCCCAAAAGUCCAGCUGCCGAUCUAUAUCCGUGAUCUAUUAGAGUACCUUCUGGCUGAUACGAAGGCACCACAAGCAUACGAAAAAAUUCAAAUGGCGCUCAAGACGGCGCCAACCCUUAUCAGACAGAAGAAAGGUUUCGGUGAAGAAGUUGCAUUUUAUGCCGAGGAUCUUCUAUCAAAGCUAGCGGGAAUGACCAACUUCUACGAGGAUGCAUCCUUCGAGACUUCCAAGCUCAAUGCCAUGAUUGCGGUCGUUGUGAGUCACCCACCUGUGACUACCCACUUGUGUCACUUGCUUCUCACUGGAGACUACUCCCUCCAACAGCGAAUUUGCCUUCUCUCUACCAUGUCAUUAUCUGCUAGAGAGCUCAGAGGAUACAAAGACGAAAUGGUAGCUCUGAGCCAUUCGAAUCAAAUCUUCCCUACUCAAAUGCUUCCGGGGAAGCUUCACCAGCAGUACUUGGCUGCAGAGGGUAAGAUUGAGGAGUACGGCAGUCUGGCAAUACAAGCUGAUAUCCAAAACCAGCUUAUGGGUGAAGCUGCUGAGGAUGCUAGGGAUGAACUUGCAGGAGGCCGGAUUCUUCGAGUAUCUGCUUCUCUCAAAAAGAAGCCUCAAGCAUCUGCUCCGCUCAUCCCCAAGGAUGCUCUCAAUUCCUUCAACAAGUCCGUUGGAAAGACAUUUUUCUUCCCACUUGUCAAUGUCUGGUGGCAAAGUGGUGGUAUAAAUAUCGGUGCUUAUACCCCUAUACUCACGGCACACUAUCUCAAGACACUUUCGUUGAUUCUACAUGCGGCGUACCCUUCAGCGUCUGAUCUCCUCGAAAUGGCACGAGAGUACCUUGGGCUUUUGAUUCUGAUAAUCCCAACCCUCGAUUCUGAGCAACUUCCUGUGAUCGAAGCCUUGUGCACUGGAGUGCUCUUGGUAAUGGAUGUGGUAGACGACAGUUUCCUCAUAGCACAGAUGCUGGUUGAGUUGGCCAAAAUUCAGGACUUUUUCACCAAUGUCUGGGAGACACUUAUAGACGAAAAGGUCAAGACAAGUACGAGCGCACGCUCAUGGACCAAAUGA
Messenger RNA from Candidozyma duobushaemuli, 1287 nucleotides. RefSeq names its product telomere length regulation TEL2 family protein. NCBI's taxonomy places the organism in Eukaryota, Fungi, Ascomycota, Pichiomycetes, Serinales, Metschnikowiaceae. Gene Ontology annotation, molecular function: Hsp90 protein binding; telomeric repeat DNA binding. The record is from RefSeq and is a predicted model, not a curated record. Gene Ontology annotation, biological process: telomere maintenance via telomerase; protein stabilization. Bases 1 to 1287 code for a protein of 428 amino acids. Gene Ontology annotation, cellular component: cytosol. The transcript is spliced from 2 exons.